AUGGAGUCCACAGUCCAGGCAAUGGUCUCCGGCCUCAACGCACCCCUCGAUCACGACGCCCUCCGCGCAACCCGCACCGACGACCUCAUCUACCAGUUCUUGCCGGAAUCCCUCGGUGCUCCAGCCCGAAAUAACGAAGAAUGGAAGGAGGUGUUUACUCAGCUGAAGGCACUGUUCUCGAGUUUUGAAGUGACCCUGCGUCUCUGCUUCUACGACACUGAAGCUCGAGGUGCGUGUCUACACGGCAAAGUCGAUACCCAGAGUCCGAUUGGGCCGGUGACGAUGGAAUUUGUAUUCAUGAUCAAGUUUAAUGAGGCGGGGGAUAAGAUGGCUAGGAUCGAUGAGUUCUUCGACAGCAAGGUGUAUACGGAGUUCUUUGGGAGAGUCGAGGAGGCGAUGAAGCAAGGUGGUGAGCAUCAAUAA
Molecule: messenger RNA, 423 nt
Organism: Saxophila tyrrhenica
Lineage: Eukaryota; Fungi; Ascomycota; Dothideomycetes; Mycosphaerellales; Extremaceae
Exons: 2
Coding region: 1-423 (140 amino acids)
Source: RefSeq, a predicted model, not a curated record